Molecule: messenger RNA, 4625 nt
Organism: Cyclopterus lumpus (lumpfish)
Lineage: Eukaryota; Metazoa; Chordata; Actinopteri; Perciformes; Cyclopteridae
Gene: hps3
Product: HPS3 biogenesis of lysosomal organelles complex 2 subunit 1
Exons: 25
Coding region: 219-3455 (1078 amino acids)
Biological process (GO): organelle organization
Cellular component (GO): cytoplasm
Source: RefSeq, a predicted model, not a curated record
UUGUGGUUCACUGUUCACUUCCUGCUUGAUAGCGUGAAAUCAAUAAACUGCAGCAGACGUGAAUGCUCUAAGCUAGAAGGAAAAGAGAAGGAACUAAAGACCUGUCAGCAAAGUGUCCUGCUUGAUGGGUCCUCCAAGAAACCCAAACAAAAGAGGAAGCAGCAGUCAGUUAGAUGUCCACCUUUGAAUGAAGCCUCUCUCCAAGACGCAGACCAAACAUGGUGCAUGUCUACAACUGCCAUCCUUUCUCCUCACAGCAGAUAGUGCAGGUGGAGCAGGAGCCUGGACUGAUCUGCUGUGGAGGUGGAGCCCUGUUUGUGGUGGCUACUGGAGGAUGCAAGGUGGAUGCCUUCAGUGUGGAGAAGGAGGGCUGCCCUCUCAUCUGUCGCUUUGCUACCAUGGGCACUGUGAAGAGCAUCCAGCACAGCAAGAUGGGAGAUUACUUGGUGACCAUCGAGGAGAAGAACAGCGCAACCUACCUGAGAACCUACACCAACUGGCGCUAUCAGGCGGAGGGGAAGGCCCGUGUCGGGGUGCGCUUGUUGGGCCACCUGCUGCGUGGGGCGUCUGUGCGGGGCGGAGUGCAGAUGGAGAUCAUUGAGAUCCCUCUGUCAGAGCGCCCUGUUGCCGUGGCGUGUUGCUCAGUAACAGGAGACCUUGUGGUCGGCUGUGAGAGCACGCUGGUUCUGUUUGCUUUGAGGAGACAGAACCAGCUGAGUCUUAAUCAAAGUCAGCAGAUGCUCCAGAGCAGCGGGACCAACUCUCAGCAGAGUUCUAGUCAGAGUCCAGGUCAGAUCGUAGGUUCAAACCAGAAUUUCCUGGAUUUUGAACGCUCAGUUAUCCUGCAUCUUCCAAAAAUCAAGCCUAAACAGGUGGCGCUGUGUGGAAGAUAUGUGGCAGUUCAGGCGGAGCUGGAAGUGCUGGUUCUAAAACUGGACACAUCCUCUGAGCCUAAAACCCUGGAAGAGUCAUCAGACACAAACAAAAAUCAUCUGGAAGACCAGGCUGACUUUCAGGUCCUUCCGAGACACCAAGAGUUGCUCGGUGAUCGAGCUAAAGACUGUGACAUUCCUGUUAGCGUAGAAAAGACCGGCCUCGAGGACAGUACAGGGCAAUGCACCCUGUCAUAUGUUCUCUUCAGGCGUUUUACUCCAGACUUCUUCCAGGGCUGCAGUGUGGAGGAGACUCAACUCCACUCCCUACAGCUCUACCCACUGUUCACCAGUAACCAGUCAGAGUCUCUGGAAGAACCAUCGUGCAUAUUCUGCUUCUUCUCUCUCCCGUCCGCUGGCUACCUGUACAGUGUGAAGGGCGGCGUCGAGCUUCUCUCGGCCUAUCAGUAUCCAGAGAAGGUCCUGAAGGCGGUGCUAACAGACCACCUGUUGCACGUCAUAACAAAGAGUGCAUUGCAGUGUUUCACCGUGCGCUGUGCGGCAUUAGCAGCCAGGAAUGAAGACCCCUAUAUCGAUACCACCAUGAAGGCCUGUCCACCCUGCAGCCUGGAGGUGUGUGCGCUCAGGAUGCAGCUGUUCAUUGGUCUGCGCUCAGUGUGUGUCUACGGUCGCCAUGUCAUCCUGCUUUCCACCGCCGACGCAGAGGCACCAGAGGAACCGGAACGCACUCCACAACGCAGAGGCCUUGAGUUGAAAGAACACACCUUGCUGACUGGUAUUUUCCUGGCGGUGGGAAUCGAUCCCGCAACCACGCCGGCUCUGGAGAGCCUUCUUUCACGCCCCUUCCUGAGCAGGAAGUGGACAAUCUCUUCCCCCAAAGAAACCAGCACUGCAGGACACGGAUGGAACCUCUACGUGGUCGACACCGUCUCACCACUCACUCUUUACCAAGAGAUGGUGGAAUACAGCGAGCGGUAUGCGGAGACCAACCCACAGGCUCAAAGCCUUCGGCACCUGCUGAGCGAAGCUCACCUCCUCAUCCGCUGCUCCUUACUCCAAACAUCAGAGCAGCAACGAAGCGUUGAGGGAGACUCCGCCCUGUCUCUGCAGACAGAUACAGACGGACCGGCUGAGAAACAGACAGCUGGACAGACAGACAGACAAGAACUGGAGGAGGCACUCAGACAAAACUGUGCACAGCUGGGAGACUGUUUCAGCAGGGCCAGUCAGAAGGACUGCCACCUGGCUCUGCCGUACUACAGGAUGUCUGGUCUGUCAGUCACAGAGAUCACGGCCAGGAACCGGCCACUUCCCAGCAGCCCUCACUCCUACGGCCCCGGGUUCCUCUUCUACCUGAAGCAUUUUCUGUUUGAAGAAACAGAGCAGAUUCUCAGUCAGGAGGCAGCUGAUGAGGUCAUCGACAUUUUCAGCAAAUCAGAGCCCUCACAGCUCGUCAGUGUGUGUGCCAGCCCGUCCCUGAUGAACAUUAGUCCUGCCCAGACGCUGCAAAUCUUACAACAUCUGGAAGACAAAGCUGGCGUGUCUGUUCCUUUGACUACCACCAUGGCAACCAUGAUGUUGCGUUUGGACGACAUGCCGCAGUACACACAUCUGAUGGAAAGACACGCUGAGAUGCUGCUGGUGUACGGGUUCAUUGAGGAGCCAAGGCUGUUGCUGCAUGGCGGAGGUGGAGGCCAGCACGUCCAAACCCGUCCCACAGCGUUGACCCGCCAAUUGGCGAAGUCCCAACCAGGACUGCUGGUGGCUGCCAUGGUGGCUUUACAUGAAAACAACAAAGUCCAGCUGGAGCAGGCUGAUCACAUAUUCAAGGCGCUGGGCUGUGAGAACUGCUUACAGGUGGAUUUCUGGGAGGCGAUGCUCAUGGCGUCCUCACAGGAAACUCUCAUCCAGGAACUUCUGUUCCGAGUGGCGUCGGUCUACAUCGACCGAGUGACUAACACAACCUCGGAUACACACACCAACAAACCACACACACCUUCGAGACGCAGGCCACUGAAGAGCGCUGACGAUCUGAUAAACUCGUGCUCCCAUUACGGUGCUCUGUACCCGUGGCUCACUGUUCUCAAUCCAGCACACACCACCAGCUCACACCACCAGGAGGCGCUAUACAAACUGCAGUCUCUCCUGUGUGGUCCGUCCCUGUCAGUGGGCUCCAUCAUGCCUCUGAUGGAACGUCUUUCAGAGGAAACCUUAUGGGGCUUCAGCCUGCACCUCCUCUGCGCUACCAGGGCGGGUCAGUAUGACAUCAGCAUUGAAAAGCUGCUGGACCGAUGUCCUCAGGCCAUCAUAGCCUACGCUAACCACCAGUUACAAGACAAGCAUAUGGUGUUAUGGUGGCAGAAGCUGCUCCCAGAGCUUUGUAACAGGACGAGAGCUGCCGCAGACAACAGCAUCCUAUUGGCCGCUCUCAAAGAGACGCUGGUAGUGGUUGCCAUGGAGACGAGUCCCACAGAGUUUCUGGAACUGAUGCCUGAGGAUGGCACCGCCUCAUACUUCCUGCCUCACUUGUUGACAUGUAGCCAGAGACACCUGCGGGCCUGACACACACACACACACACACACACACACACACACACAUCCAGCAAUUGAACUGCUGUGCUGCUCCGGAGCAGUCAGGGAUUGAGUGAUUUUCUCAAAAGACCCUCUCCUGCGCUGCUUGAGGAUGAUUCAAACUGUCUCGUCUCUAUGCUAUCAGCACUUUGUUUGUCCUCAGAUCAUCAUGUACAGGUUUUUGUAUGUUUAUGAUCGCACAAAUACUUGACCAACCUUUGAGUAUGAGGCAAAUAAAUUGAACAUUUAAUCAGUCACUCUGGUGAUGUAUCCUGUGUUUUUAGCUGACAAAGUAGCUGUAGAAGAUAAUAGAAUAUGCAGGAUACACUAGAAUAGACUACAGUAUAGAGAGCAAGUCAUUCAGAGCAGAUAUGGAUCAUAAAAAGUGGUUUUAGGUUUCCCUGUAGGUCCACUAUAUAUCUAAAACACUUAUUUUUUUAGUUAGUUGUUUGCAUUUCAAUAUUGCUUUGCAUUUCUGAGUUUUGUUUUCCAAUUGCAUUGUCAUGUUUGUAGCAUUUUAAGGAUUUGUUUGUGUUUUCAUGUGGAUCAUACUGUAUGUGGUGAUAUAAACUUAAAUGUCUAGCUCGUAUGAAAAUGUAUUAUUAUCGUUUGUAGUCCUUAAGCUAGUCCUGUAAUUCCUAAAACCAGGAAGUUGGUGAGCAUUUAAAAGCUGCAGCGUCCAUCACCAAAUUCCAUUCCUAAACCAUUUUUGAUUCAGUGUAAAAAACAUUUUUUCAUGAAAAACCUUCUCAUCUUUUGUUCUCCAAUUUACAUAAGCUUGGAAUUACUAUAGUGAGUUAUCAUUUCACAGGUGUUGAAUAUGAAGACCUUUAACAUUGCAUUAUGUAGCAGACUUCUGGGGAGAUUACAAUCAACCUUUCUUUUUCUGUUGAAGUUUGAAUGCCACUGUUGCAAGACAAACUUAAUGUGAGAUGUUUCUCAGGAAGGCGGAAAACUGUCCUCAUGCAAGCAGCAAAUAUUUGGCAUAAGAUGACUUCUGUCUCAGUUGACUGACGGUGAUUACAGAUCGUUCAGUGUGUGGUUUUAAGUCUCGCCAGAGGAAUGAGAUGUGGUCUAAGCAACACUCAAAAUAACACAUGAUUAGGUCGUAGACCCCUGUGCAGCUUUCUGUUGUUUUUGGGCUGUUUGAAUACAAAGUUC